Molecule: messenger RNA, 1002 nt
Organism: Neohortaea acidophila
Lineage: Eukaryota; Fungi; Ascomycota; Dothideomycetes; Mycosphaerellales; Teratosphaeriaceae
Product: ribosomal protein S5 domain 2-type protein
Exons: 2
Coding region: 1-1002 (333 amino acids)
Biological process (GO): translation
Cellular component (GO): mitochondrial small ribosomal subunit; ribosome
Molecular function (GO): RNA binding; structural constituent of ribosome
Source: RefSeq, a predicted model, not a curated record
AUGGAGCCGCAUCUGCUCUGUACGGGCUUCCGAAGAGCGGUAGUGUGCAACUACAACCCAGCAAAGCGACGCAUACUUUUCCACUCUCGACGAGGGUACGCUACACCGACCGAGACAUCCUCAGGCUCUCAGGAUCCUGUUCGCGCUGCAGCUCCCAUUCGUUUCAGCUCCAACGCAAACCAAUUCGCCGUCAACCGCGCCGAGUUCGUCGACGAUGCCGAGAACAGUGUAGGCUCCCGACCCGGUCAAAGCAGUCGCAUUCCCCUCCUCGAACGCAUUCGAAUCCUUCCCGCUUCGCCAUCCUACUUUACUGGAACCCCUCGCUUCACCGACGACUUUCUCGCGCUCCGAGCUCUCGAACGAAAGUACCAACUCCUCCCCACCCUCCCGCUCGCCGAAGCUCCGAGAGUAGCUUGGAAGACACUGGAGCAGUACAGGACAGAGCUCGGCGAGCCCGUUCGGCUGAAACGGUAUAGCUCGCUCCUCACACUGUUGAAAAAGCUGAACUCCAUCCAUCCUUCUCUGUUUCCCGUCGAAGUCGAGCGCGCUCUAGCUCGCUACAAGAGAGUGGUCCAACCUCAUCUCAACCAACCCAAGCCCGUUGUCGUGGAUGAGCUGGGCCGCGCACGAGCCGUGGGGCGGCGCAAGGCAUGUCACGCCGAGGUGUAUCUUGUCGAGGGCGAGGGGCAGUGUCUGAUCAAUGGGAAGACGUUGACGGAAUACUUUGGACGACUGCACGAUCGGGAGUCGGCCAUGUGGCCGCUCAAAGCCACGGCUAGACUGGACAAGUACAAUGUUUGGAGUACUGUGCGCGGUGGUGGCACAACUGGACAGGCGGAAGCAAUCACGCUGGGAUUGGCAAAGGCAUUGUUGGUGCAUGAGCCGGCUUUGAAGCCCGCAUUAAGAAAAGCUGGCUGUGUCACCCGCGAUAUCCGUGAGAAGGAGAGGAAGAAGCCUGGAAGAAUAAAGGCGAGGAAGAUGCCGACUUGGGUCAAGCGGUAG